This is a messenger RNA of Chinchilla lanigera (long-tailed chinchilla), 2892 nucleotides long. RefSeq names its product butyrophilin-like protein 1. NCBI's taxonomy places the organism in Eukaryota, Metazoa, Chordata, Mammalia, Rodentia, Chinchillidae. Gene Ontology annotation, cellular component: external side of plasma membrane. Gene Ontology annotation, molecular function: signaling receptor binding. The transcript has 9 exons. The coding region runs from base 758 to 2302 and encodes 514 amino acids. Gene Ontology annotation, biological process: regulation of cytokine production; T cell receptor signaling pathway. The record is from RefSeq and is a predicted model, not a curated record.
CCUAUUCCUCUUGGUAUCGCGGUGUGUCUUUUUCCCAAGAAUAUUCUCCCUCUCCAGAGACGGACUGGAAACUUGCAACUCCAGCCACACCUUUGGAUGCUGACAGCUAGAACCGCCAGGUGAAGACUGUCUCUGGUGACAGGCUUUGUAGGUGCACUAGGGAGAUUACGAGCUUCUAGGAAUCCAAAAGCUACUCAGACGGUGAGAGCGAAGUGCAUGGUGAUACGGAGAUGUACCAGCAGCAGAUGUGGGCCCUGAAGAAAGAGCAGCUUCUGUUCUAGCGUGUACGGUGAGAAGAAGGCCCCUUCUUUCCUGGGAGACGAGACACAUGUGCUACUUGUGGUAAAUAAGUGAACAAAUGCAAGAAGACUGAAGGUACACUGGCUGAGAGAAGUGGACUAGGUCUGCCUACCUUCCUUUCCCAGUAUAGAACCCAGGGCUUUCAGUUUCCUGAGCACCUGGGAGAAAAGCAGAACACACAGAAAAGCAAAGGAGUCUACAAAGCACACCAGAAUGGUUUCCAGCUUUCCGUAACUGCUGAAGAAAUGGCUGGUUUUUCCAGGAGAUAGAAAGAAAAUCAAUUGGAAAGGGAAUGAGAUAUAGCAUGUUACGGUCUGAUAAGGGAGGAAACUGGAAAAUGGUGUAUAAAGUUAAGUCUUUGAACAAAGGAUUUUUUUUCUAAGAACCUUCUUCAUUUGGCUAGUUUUGCUUUCUCACUACCUCGCUGUCAGAAUAAACCUUCCCUUCUGCACCGAGGAUGGUGGACUCUUGCAGGGUAUCUCCAGCUAGCUCGCUCCUCCCUCUUCUCCUUCUCCAGGUAGCCACGUGGCACUCAGCAGCGUCUGAGUUUUCUGUAAAGGGACAGGCUGAGCCCAUCGUGGUACCCCUCGGUGCAGAUGCCAGCCUGCCCUGCCGCCUGUCUCCCGAGCAGAGUGCAGCCCACAUGUACAUCAGGUGGUACCGUGUCCGGCCCUCACCCGCUGGGCUGGUGUUCCAGAACGGACAGGAACCAGUUGGGGAGCAGAUGCUGGAGUAUCGUGGCAGGACUGAACUGCUGAGAGACGCCAUCGGCAAAGGGAGCGUGACGCUGCUGAUAAGGCACAUUCGGGCCUCUGAUGAUGGCCUGUAUCAGUGUCAUUUUAAAGAUGGCGACGUCUCCCAAGAGGCCUUCGUGGAGCUGAAUGUUGUAGGUGUAGGCUCUGAACCUCAUGUUCACAUGACAGGACCCAAGGAAGAUGGGAUCCAAGUGCUGUGCUCCUCAAGCGGCUGGUUCCCAAAACCCAAGGUGCAGUGGAGAGAUACUGCGGGAAGGCGGCUACCUUCCCUCCCUGAGUCUCACACCCAACACAAGGAUGGGCUCUUUCGUGUGGAUGCAUCCCUUGUGGUCACAGACAGCUCUCUAGGCAACGUGACCUGCUCUGUCCAAAAUCCCCUCUCUGGUCAAGAGAAAAUAUCUACCAUCUUCCUCCCAGCGCCCUUUUUCCCCAAGGUGUCUGUGUGGAAGUCAGCACUGGCUGGGACAUUCCCCAUUCUGGGGCUCCUACUCAUUGGGAUCAGCUACAUGGGCUGGAGAGAACAUGAAGACAAAAAGAAAGCAAUAAAGAAAAUGAAAAAGGAAUCUCACGAAAGAGCUCAGAUGAGUGAUGAAAAGGAAUAUGUACUUAAGACUAAAGCGGAACUCGAGGCAGCCCUUGAACAGCGAAAGGCAUUAUACAAUAAAGAUUGGAAGAAAGCCCUACUGUAUCCUGAUUGGAGAAAAGAACAUUUCAAGCCUGCUCCUGUGAUUUUAAAACACCAAAUGACUCAGUCAAACAGCUCUGACCCAGAGAACAAAGAGAACUACAGAGAAGAAACACAGGAACUACUUCUCAGCGAUGAGCAAGGAGACUGCAGCCUCAUCACACUUGAUCAGGAGCAUGCCAUGUCAGAAAGACACUACUGGGAGGUGGACGUUGAGAAUGCUGAGGAGUGGACUGCAGGCAUUUAUGAGGUGCACAAGGAUGGGACUGGACCGUCCAAAGAGCCAUUAAGAGUGAACUUCAGAGUCUUAGUGAAGAAAGGAGAUGAGUACAAGGCCCUCGCUUAUUGUUCCAAAAACGUUUCCCUAGAAGAGCGUGUCUCAGUGGAAAAGUGUCCCCAGAAGAUUAUGCUGUUCUUGGAUUAUGGGGACAAUGACAUUUCUUUCUACAACAUGACAGAUGGUACUCACAUCUUUUCCUUCACCCAGCCCACUUUCUCUGGGCAGCUCUAUCCUUAUUUUAGACUUAGAAGCAUGGAGCUCUCUCCAUCUGCAAAACGUUAAGUGACCUGGAGAAUUAUGGUGCACUAGAAUAUAUCAGCUUGUUUUUGAUAGGGUCCUUCCCAGCUCAGAGUACAACUUCCUCCUGCCCUUCCCGCAUGAACAAAGAAAUUCCAAUCAGCUCCUAACAAGUCACUGAGCCCACCCUUCAAGCUCAGCCCCUAGCCAGAUCCUCGUAACUCCCCCAGCCUCCUUCGUGGAGCCUCAGAGGAGCCCAGUGCUGUACGCAGUGCUCUCCUCUUCGUGUACGGAGUGAAGACAUUCUUUUCCCUUUAUUUUUCUUCUGCACCAUAAACCUAACAGUUUUCUUUAAGCUCCAAUGUGAGCCCUGAUCUGUGGCCUCAGACACCACCGAUUAAGGAGCCCCUCAGCCUAAGACCCCAUGAGCCUUCAAGACCAGAGUUUCUGAUGACAAAAAGGCGCUGUUCCACAAAUAAUCUGUAGAGAAGAAUCGGGUUUCUAGGUUUUGCAAAAUUAUUUUUUGUAAAUGUUUCUUGCUUUAUAUCCAGUAUAGCACUGAUCGAGGAAAAUGGCAUGGAUAAAAAUGAAAACUAUACAAUUACAAGUGGCAAACAUUUUAUUAUUAAUUCAAC